This is a messenger RNA of Carcharodon carcharias (great white shark), 1125 nucleotides long. RefSeq names its product carbonic anhydrase VII (gene ca7). Gene Ontology annotation, biological process: regulation of intracellular pH. Gene Ontology annotation, cellular component: cytoplasm. Gene Ontology annotation, molecular function: zinc ion binding; carbonate dehydratase activity. The record is from RefSeq and is a predicted model, not a curated record. The coding region runs from base 143 to 940 and encodes 265 amino acids. The transcript has 7 exons. Lineage: Eukaryota; Metazoa; Chordata; Chondrichthyes; Lamniformes; Lamnidae.
UCCCUCCACCUCUCCUCCACCCCCUUCCCCUCCUCCCCAAAUCAAUGAACGGGCAGGUGAGGUGAGAGAGAGGCAGGCAGACCUUGAAAAGGAGACGCUCACUCCAAACAUUUUUACACACACAAGGCUUUGACAGAAGACGAUGAGUGGACAGGAUUGCUGGGGAUACGGAGGUGACAAUGGCCCCUUGAACUGGCACAAGCAGUUCCCAUUCGCACAGGGAGAACGGCAAUCACCCAUUGACAUUGUGCCUGCUCAGGCUGUCUACGAUGCCAACCUCACACCCAUCUCCAUAUCCUACAGUGCCUGUACCUCAUUGUCCAUCUGCAACAAUGGCUACUCGGUCAUGGUGGAGUUCGAGGACUGCAAUGAUAAGACAGUGGUCAGUGGUGGCCCCUUGGAAAAUCCCUAUAAACUGAAACAGUUCCAUUUUCACUGGGGACAGAGAGGUAGGGAAGGAUCUGAGCAUACUGUCGACGGCAAGUCAUAUCCUGGCGAGCUUCACUUGGUUCAUUGGAACUCAACAAAAUACAAAACCUUUGGAGAGGCAGCGGUGUCACAUGACGGACUGGCUGUGGUCGCUGUUUUCCUGGAGACUGGAGAUAAACAUGUCAACCUGCACAGAUUAACAGAUGCCUUGUACAUGGUUAAAUUCAAGGAAACAAAGGCCCAGUUUAAGGACUUUGACCCACAAUGUCUCCUGCCAAAAUGCAGGGAUUACUGGACGUACCCAGGCUCUCUGACCACCCCUCCACUCUAUGAGAGCGUGACGUGGAUUGUCUUCAGGGAGCCCAUCAGAGUGUCUGAGAAGCAGAUGGACAAGUUCCGAAUGCUCCUGUUCUCGGGAGAGGAAGACUCUGAGAAGCAGCCAAUGGUGGAUAAUUUCCGACCUCCACAGCCCCUCAAGGGGAGAACAGUCCUUGCUUCCUUUAAAUUGUAGCUCUAGCCAACCUUGCACCAACUCCUGAUCAAAACCGAAGACAACAUACCUGCGGGGAAAGAACUGAGCAAACUGGGAACAAGACAGACUGAAUGGAAAACAGGCCAGUUGACUUGUCAUCCCUACCCCUCAUUAUAUCAACACCUAACCAAAUCCCUCCUCACCUAUUCCUGGGUAUAAAAUAU